GCGCGCAGCGGCGGUGCAGUGACGCGCGGCGAUUGGGUGAGCGCGGAGCUAAACUGUAUUGUACAGUAAAAAGAAGACGCCGAUAACAACAACAGCUGCGGCCGCAUGAGGCUAACUAAAGACACACUCGAACUUUUCGGGCUCACACUGUAAAGGUUUCGGAUGUCACAAUGGCUGCAAACUUCACUAUUUCAGACAGUGAGUCAGAGGCUUCGGAGGAGGUAGAGGAGGGAGAAAUGAACCAAUCAUCAACUGAGCAAGAGCAGCAGAUUCCUCAACGCAACACCGUCACCCUCCCUGAGCUCAGACUGCCAGUGCCCGGUCGAAUCAGGCUGAACUCAGAGUCCCACGCUUCCACUGCCUCCAGAGACGAGGGGCUCCAGGUAAGGGGGGAAGAGGAAGCCGGGACGCCCACCGAGGGAGCUCCAUUCCGGGGACGGUCCAAGUCAGCUCCCCCUGCGUUGUGGGCAGCUAAGAAAUACGGACAGAAGCUCCGAAGGAUGAGCGAUGAGUUUGACAGCCUGCUAGACAAAGGGGAGAUGAGGAGGGUGAAGAGCGCUACAACGACCAGACAGAUGCACCACUCUAAAAGCUGGUGGAGCUACCUCUUUAGUCACCAGGAGACAGAAGGUGAAAACAACCACCACGAAAACCACACUCACCGCACUGAGUAGGCACUGACAGAGGGAUCCAUGGAAAUGAGAAGAAUGCAGCAGGGAAGCCAAAAGAAAACAACAGUUAUGAGAACAAUGACACCUGCUCUAAAAGUAGGAACGGAAGAAAGGUUGGUUUGAUCAAAAAGAGAGAUGAGAUCUAAAUGCAAAGGCACGGCUAAGUGGGACAAGCAGUAAAUAGCACUGAGGUCCAAGCUUCUAGUCAUGUCACUGUUACACAUCAUUAGUAAAUGCAUUUAUAUACAUUUUUUUUUUUUGUAUUUUUGUUGGUUGUGAUGUAAACAGCACUGUUGGGCAGCUCACUGUGAAAUGGUAAAAAUUGAGACUAGCAUGAGGACAGACUUUUGGCUACCUGAACCAUUUCAGUUGUCUCUCACAUCAACACUAUGCAAUAUACUGUAGAUGGAGAGAUAAAUGUAUUGAAACAAAUCACCUGACCGUUUGAGGCCACCUUGAAUGCUGUUAGAAUCUCCUUCCUUCCUCAUUUUCUUGAGGAAUCACAGAUGUCAGCAUGUUACUAAUGCUUGUUUUGCUCCAAAUGUUUGUGCGUGAAUUGCGCAAGCUCAUGGAGAUCACUGUAUCGCGUGCCAAAAUAAUCUUCAGGCAACAGAAGAGAGAGUAUAAAAAAAGGAAGGAUUUUUUUCAAGUAUUCAAGUUGGGGUCUUUAUCCAGUUUCCUGUUCUGCUACCUGCAAGCCAGUACCACUUAAACCACUGUACUCGACUAUCAUUAACUGCUUUAUAUCAAAUUUAUCAAAAGAACAAUCUUGAACAACGACAAUCUCUGUUGAUGCAGAAAUAAUAUCUUUUGUACAACUUCAGGGUUAGAUUAUAUCCGAAGAAAAUGACAUUAAACAGACAUAUAAAAAAAAGCACAAACCAAUAUCAAUCUAUCUUUUUAAAGCCUUGGUUGAGCAAAAAAUAAAACAGACUUUGUAAUUUUUAUGUGUAAAUAUUUUGUUGAUAUUCUAUUAAAUGGCAUUGGAUGGGGGCUAUAAGCAACAUGGUUUAGCCAGAAUUUAAUUUUACGAGUUCCUAUUUUACAAGGUUACCAUGCUAUAUAAUAAGUCUGGCCAACCUAGCAAUAGGCAGUGUACAAUCCAUGGCUGUUGUGAUAAAUGUUAUGUGCAUAUUUAAAGAUGUGGGUGGGGAUGGACUAACUGCUGUACAAGGAGCCAACACACUAGCCUUUGGCCCCAUUUCCUCAGCACCCAGUGCAUACAGGUGAUGGAUUUAAGAGUCCAGUCCCAUUUAAACACAGGUGUAAACUUCUGAAAGGGAUUCAACUUGAUUUUUCCUUGUUCAGGGAAAUCAGUUUCCAAUCCUGUCGAGUUUAUAUACGCGUUUGUUUAAAUGUGGUUUUCACUCUGAUCUGCACUGAGGUGUGAAGAGAAUGGGAUCUUAAUCUAUCAAGCCGUAGGUCUAGGGGUGCUGAUCUAAUGUUAAGAUUAGCUAUUUAUGUGUUAUAUUCAGGAUUUUGAAAAUUGCUUGGCACAUACUAUACACAAUAUGACCUUUAUGGACAUUAUUAUUGUUCCCAAUAAUCAUUAAAAACCAAGAUCAGCACUUCCUGCACAGCUUGGUAAAUAUGAUAUGGCUAUUUGUGAUUUGUUUAUCAAUGUGAUUAUUGAAAAUGGUAAUAGGUUUGUUCUACUUGUGUCUUAUUCUCUUCCUCUCGACUUGUCCAGUUGAGUUGUGAAGUGCUUGGGUGUGCAGGUCGAGGGUUGCGUUUGUAUUGUCUUUAUACUAAACUUUAUCCCGUCUUUUUUAUAGCUUUUCCUAAACUUGGUUAAGUACAAUUUUCAAUAAGAAUUCCAGAUGAUCUGAAUGAUACCAAUCUUUUUCUAACAUUUAUCCAAGUCUACAAUGUGUUUUGUAACAUAUGAUGAAUUUUGGCAACCCUUUAAAAUGAAUUAGUAUCUGGUAUAAAGCUCCUAAGACAAUUCAGUUAAACUAUGAUAUACAAAAGAGUGACUCCACUGUUUUAAGAUACAAGAUAUCAGCAGGGAAAUCAGGAAUGAGUGUUUAGGUAAUUGUGCUGUCAUGACAAAUAGUGCUUUACAUUUUAACAUGUCACUCCUAGUAGAUGAACCCUUACUUUGACACAAGUAGCAAAGAGCCAGCUGGCAGAGAAUAUGCGCAUGGUGUUGUGAGCUUGGGAUCAGAUAUGAAUGCUUUACUCUCUCUUGAAAAUAAAGUUCAGCUGGAAUUUAAAAAUAUGAUUAUGAACUGCCUUGAACACGCUGUAACCUGUGAUGUGACACCGCAUAGCCAGCCUUGUCUGUUUACCCAACUGCCGCCUUAAACUUUCCAGCUCGCUGUCGCAGAUUACGCUCAAGAAGAAGCACAAUAAAUGUGGAGUUGCGUUUCCUGUCACAACUGAGAGAAAAGCGUUGAAAUUGCUAAGACAGAUUUUAUCUUGGAAUGCCGUUUAAGUAGAAGUCAGGUGACCAGUAAUGGUUUUGACUUUUAAACAUUUGUGACAGUGAACACUCCCCAGAGGAAAAAACCUGCCUGGGCACCUGGAGUUCUGCAACCCUCCUUAGUAUUACUUGAAUCUGGAGAUGUGUGUGUGGAGAAAACAGAAUUUUAAUAUUUCCUUUGUUUUUUUUUUGUUCGAUUCUUUUUCAUUUAUUAAUGACUUUUGUAAAUGUAUUUUCUCUACAGCUGUCAAACUUCUGGUAUAUGCUGUCCUGAAUAAAGAAUUUUAAGAGUGGUUUUGAA
Molecule: messenger RNA, 3397 nt
Organism: Lates calcarifer (barramundi perch)
Lineage: Eukaryota; Metazoa; Chordata; Actinopteri; Centropomidae
Gene: badb
Product: BCL2 associated agonist of cell death b
Exons: 4
Coding region: 171-674 (167 amino acids)
Biological process (GO): apoptotic process
Source: RefSeq, a predicted model, not a curated record